AAACACAAGUCCUUGCCAAAGCGAAAAAAAAAAAAGAGAAGCGGAAUUGAAAUUAAAAUAUGAAAUCAAGCAAUUUUGCGUACUUUUUCCACUCCCUCUCCGCAUAAACGCAAACCAGAGCCAUUUUUGUUGGGUUCUCUGCCUCUACGUGUUCCUCAUCCAAUCGGAAAAGGUUGCCAUUUCGAGCUCUGAGUAAACCCUAGCACACAGAUCAGCAGCAAGUAGAAGAGAUUCGCGCAUUUCACCAUGGAUUCAGCAGCUCGACGAACCAGUGGAGGCGUAUUCGAAGGGCUUUACAGGGUCAUUAUGCGCCGUAACUCCGUCUAUGUCACAUUCGUCAUCGCCGGCGCUUUCCUCGGUGAGCGGGCCGUGGAUUAUGGAGUUCAUAAGUUGUGGGAGUACAACAAUGUUGGGAAACGAUACGAGGACAUUUCAGUUUUGGGGCAAAGGCCAUCGGAAGAAUGAGCUAUCAACUCUCCUCUUUCAUUAUUUCAUAGUUUUCGUUCUUUUCAAAAGCUGGAGUAUGCAAUCAUGCCCUAUAUAGAAAUUCUUAUUUUUGUAAUAAAAGUUUGAAUGGACCGAACUAUUCAUCGAACGUGUUCAAUUCGAUUGGGUGUUUCAAGUGCUGAAUCAGUUCUGCAUGGCCACAUUGGCUCGAACAAUGGUUUUCUAAGGUUUUAUUCACUUCAGAGUCCAGUAUUAUUAAUUUUCUGGGCUCCGUAUUUC
Molecule: messenger RNA, 726 nt
Organism: Prunus dulcis (almond)
Lineage: Eukaryota; Viridiplantae; Streptophyta; Magnoliopsida; Rosales; Rosaceae
Product: cytochrome b-c1 complex subunit 9-like
Exons: 4
Coding region: 247-465 (72 amino acids)
Biological process (GO): mitochondrial electron transport, ubiquinol to cytochrome c
Source: RefSeq, a predicted model, not a curated record